AUGAUCGUUCUUAGGGCCAAGACAUGUACCCUUGCCCUUGCUCUGUCCGCCCCACUCGAUCUUCGAGAUCUCCAAGACGACAACAACGACUCUCCACCAACACAGCCAUCGAACGAGAUCGAUGGUUUUCGUGCUGCGACCAUGGACGAAGACGAACCGAAGCAGCAGCCGCACGCGCCGGCGAAUUAUGGCCAGGAUGUGCCAGCGCGCUCCGACAUCGACGAGAUCCUGAGGCGGAAGCGAAAGGCACGCGAGUACAAGGCUUGUUAUCCGUGCCGUCAGCGCAAGGUCAAAUGCGACCAGUCAGUCCCGUGUAAAACAUGCGUUGUCCGCGAGCACCCGGAGCUGUGCACCUACCAUCCUCCCAGCGAGUCGCAUCCGCCAGCGAAGCGCCUGAACAUGGGAAUUGGCCAGAAUGGGAACGACUUUUCGAAUGGAAUGGUGCACAUUCAUGGUGGCACUGUCACACUUCCGCGAGAGGACUGGGAGCGAAUUUGCGCAAAGCUGCAGACGGCAGAGAAGUCGCUGGCUGAUCUGAAAAACUCGGUUGCGAGCGUCUCAGAAGUGUCACCCAAUGCGCCAGCGAACGGAUACUCUCCAGCUACGGCCGGCAACACUCCGCUUGCGGCUUCUGCGCCCAUCGACAGCGAGACGAGCCACGUUAGAACACAAGGCAUACACACAUACAACGACUUUACCGGACAGACGAUACAUGUUGGGCCGAGCUCCGUGCCUGCGCUGGUAAUGGCUCUGGGCAAGGGUGACAGUCAAUUCCAGGGACUUCAGGAUGUUCUAGGCAAAAAGAGCAUGUUACCAAUCUUCGGUCUGGACAACGAAACGGCCACGUAUCCUUUCGUGGACCUAUGGGGACUACCUCACGGUUCCAUUCAAAGAGCGCAAGAGCUAGCGAACGCGCUUCCAAAUGACGCCGAGUGCCUCAGCUUUUUCCGAUGCUACCGAGAGACGGCACAUGUCGUCUACCCCGCGGUUGCCGACAUCGAAGGCAUAGAGUCAGAUUUGUUGCUUUUCCUAAUCAACAGGGCAAGCGCGCAGGGUACCGCUGGCAUUACAGACGAGGCGAUAUAUGGCAAAGAUUUCCAUUGGAUUGGUCUAGUGUUUGCUAUCCUCGCCUCGGGUGUACAUCUGCUGCAGCUUCGAAUGCCUGCGCUUUACCAACUUUCUUUCCCAUGCGACUUUGGAGAACAUCCAAACGCUCUCCUUAUUCUUGGGAAUGUCAUCUCUAACAACAUGAACGCCGGCGUAUCCUGGAGUUUGAUGGGACUUACUGAUUCGUUGCUGUCCAUCUCCUACGACCGUGCAUCAUCAACCACCACCAUCGACCACACUAUUCCUCUGAGCCCACAUACCGCACCUGGCACAAGAACGUAUGUUGAGAGCAUGUACCGUCUGUGUAAAGUAGGCCUUGACAUUGUCCGAGAGCGUCAACGUCCACAAAACUCCCAAGAGUCUCUGAUGCGCAUCACCGAACACCGACAAGAGCUCCAAGAGAUCAUGGUGGAUGCUGCAGACUAUCUGAAAGACUCAAGGCGAUGCCGCUCCAUGAGGGAUCAGCUUGAGCAUUGGGCUUUGUACCUGCACAUUUCCUACAUCACAUCCGAACUCUGUCGACCUGCGAUCAGCCCAAGCACGGCGGCUUUUGACCUGUCUAAGACCUUGCGCAAGGUCUGCAUCGACAGCCUCACCAACACCGUGGAGGCUUUCCUUGGACUGCAAAAUAUGACGCCUUUUGCUACACGCUCGUGGGCUUCGGUUCAUCGAUCCAUCAGCACCGCCCUUCUUCUUGGUAUCAUUGGCGAGCACAACCGCAACGAGCGAGCACGUUCUCUCCUGACGAAUCUCGUUCAGGUCCUCGGCGAUGUCACUGCUAGCGUGGAUCCGGCAGAACUGUCAGCGCCCAUCACUCGUUCGGUAUCAGCCCUCGAGCGAUUGCUGAGAGUUCCGUCUGCCCCACGGAAGGCCAGCGAGGCCGGAUCCCAGUCAUCUCCUUCACUGGCUCAAUUCACCACAGACGAACUUAACGGUGUCCUCAAUGGUGAUGGCUCCCUGACGCAGUCGCCUCUACUUGGACUGGAGCUUGACUCAUCACCAUAUGCCCUUAUGGAGUCCAUUGUCUGGGGCGCUCAGAAGACACCUUGA
This is a messenger RNA of Didymosphaeria variabile, 2157 nucleotides long. RefSeq lists its product as uncharacterized. The coding region runs from base 1 to 2157 and encodes 718 amino acids. Gene Ontology annotation, biological process: regulation of DNA-templated transcription. Lineage: Eukaryota; Fungi; Ascomycota; Dothideomycetes; Pleosporales; Didymosphaeriaceae. Gene Ontology annotation, molecular function: zinc ion binding; carboxy-lyase activity; DNA-binding transcription factor activity, RNA polymerase II-specific. The transcript has 5 exons. The record is from RefSeq and is a predicted model, not a curated record.